Tinamus guttatus (white-throated tinamou) is the source of this 956-nucleotide messenger RNA. The record is from RefSeq and is a predicted model, not a curated record. NCBI's taxonomy places the organism in Eukaryota, Metazoa, Chordata, Aves, Tinamiformes, Tinamidae.
AUGCACAGUCGUAUUGAGGGAAGCAAGGCCAUGGUAGAGCUCAGCGAUAAUAUCAAAGCACACUUAGACUUUCAAGAAUAUAGACAAUUUAAUUUUCCAACUUCUUUUAAUGAAGCAACAUAUCUCAGACUCCAAAGAUUAUAUUAUUGUGACAAACCUUCAACUGAACAUAUCCCUGUUUCUGUAUGUGAAGGUAGAAGGUGGUUUAAAAAAAAACAGCGUAACAAAACUCUUUUUUUCUCAUCAGAUUCCUCAGAUGAUGAAGCUAGUGAGAAGACAAGGGAGGAAUCGAGAGCAAUGCAUCAGGAAUCAGACUCCAAACCUGCUGUGACAAAGAAAAGAAAGAAGCCUACAGAGUGUUUUUUAACUCAGCCUGAAGAAAAACAGGAGAUCACUGCAAAAGCAAAGAAGAGAAAGAAGAAGAAGAUUUCUGAUAUUCUGGAAAAGUCUGCUCCAAAACCUGGUGUCCCUAAAGAUCUGCAGGAUCUGCUCAGUCAGCAUUUUGCCACAAGACGUUCAGUGAUUGAAAUCGAGGAAUUAAAACUGUCAGAUUCCUGCUUUUUGCCAGCCAAUGAUCUCACCCACAGUUUUUCUUCAUACUUGAAGGAAAUCUGUCCUAAAUGGGCAAAACUUCGUAAAAACCACAAGGAGACGAAGUCACUGGUGAUGCUGGUUAUCUGCAGUUCUGCCCUUCGGUCCUUGGAACUCAUCAAGUCAAUGACAGCAUUUAAAGGAGACUGCAGAGUUCUCAAAUUGUUUGCAAAACACAUAAAGAUAAAAGAGCAGAUGACUAUGUUGGAAAAAGGCGUCUUCCACAUUGGAGUGGGAACUCCUGGGAGAAUAAAAGCACUAGUGGAGCAAGAUGGCCUGUGCCUGAACUCCACAAAGUACGUGAUUCUGGAUUGGAAUUGGAGAGAUCAGAAGCUAAGGAGAAUGAUGGAUAUCCCUGAGGUACU